AUGCCUCCAUUUUCGCGUCUGCAACUCGCAGCAGCGCUUAUUGAAUACGACAACGAUCCAGAUGAUCCAGAUGCGCCGUACCGUUCUGCCGAGUCUAGCGCCAUCUUUUCCUUUCUACGAGGUCGACCGAAUCCACGAAAUACAUUGAUGGGUUAUGACGAGAUGCCGCGCAAGAGCGUCGACUAUCUCGGUGUCACGAUUCCCAACGAGGGACACGGCCAGCUGCGGUCGCCGGCAGUGGGCGGUCGAAUGACGCCGAAUGAGCCACCUAUGCCUACGUCAAGACGACAGAGUAUGGAGAUGCUGGCAAACGGUCGCAAGACGCCAGAUGGCCGACGAUCCAUGGAACCCUAUGGCCGACCGUCGAGCGAAAUGCAAAAUGCCAUCUUUCGGGGACAUGACGAUGAAGACGAUGACGAUGACCUACACGAUACUCCCGAAGUCAACCUGGCGUCUUGGGGCGUUGACGAAUUUCUUGUCAAAGAACAGCCGAGAGCUAGGUCGCGAGCCAGUAGUGUCAAUGCGUAUAACCGAGCAGCCUCUCCUGGUCCGAGUAUGAGACCGAGCAUGCACGAACGCGUCGCUUCCACCGCGUCUGCAGGGUUGGGGUCUGUUCCAGCUCAACGAGGAGCGAACCGACGCUCGGAUGGCCAACGAGCAAUGAGCGCAGGUGACUGGGGAGUGCGGGAGCAAGCAGUCGACUUUGAGGGAGUUGAUAAACCCCGAACUUCGACCUCUUCUGGCCGGCCUCGCCCCACCUCGGUGGCAGACCUCGACGAUCUUGCGGCUCAAAACCAACAUCCUCCCAUCUCGUAUCGAGCUCGAGCAGGCUCCGUCUCUGGUUUGCAACAAGUCGCCUUUCCGUCCAGCGCUAGGUCGGAGUCAGUCCAUGAAUCGAACCCAUUCGAGAUCCCACCCCCUUCUCCUACACACACUUCUCGUUUUGACCCGAAAGCGACAGCGCAUCAGCGAAAUAUCUCGUUUGCUUCCCUCAGUACGCACCGUAUCUUGGAUGCGAAUAGGGACGUGCCGGACAAUGCCUCAGUGAUGGCUGGUCCCCUUCGACAUGAGCCCCCCAGUCGUUAUUCUCGAGCAGAUAUUCUUCGCCCCAAGGUUCUCGUCAUGCCUGCCCCACUCCAAGAACAAGAAGAAGCCAAUGCCCCGGCUCCGCGACCCGUACGCGAAGGCUUUCAAGAUUCGACAGACUCACGACCUCUGCCUCCUGGUGCUAAAACUGUGGGCGCGUCGACGUAUGGAACUGGAGGCAACCACAACUACCGCUCGAGCAUGACGCUCUCUCAAUUGACAUUCCGGAAUUCGCUCAUGGUCGGUGGUCAGCGGGAUCCUUCAUUUGUAGAUUUGGAGCGCCAUCUUCGGAGGGCGGAGCAUGAAGGAGAAAUGAUACAGCAGGAGAUGGAGCCAGAGUUGGAGCUAGCUUUGGAGGAACCUAUGGGCCCCCGCGCUCCUGGAAAACUGUACGGGAGGAGCUUGAUUGACGACUUGGAGGCGAGAAAGGCACAGCUCAAGAGCAAGCAACGAGUAUUCCGUGGGGAUGACCGUCCUUCCAUGAUGCAAAGACCGCAACCAAGACGGGGUAAUACCCUGAUUGACGCUGAGGAUCUGCAUCAACCCGCCCAAAGCAGCGCUCCUCGCCCUCAGAUGAUGCGCAACGCAAGCUCGCAGGAACCGUUGGUCAACUUUCGGGACGACCCAGUCCCAGGAACGAAUUUACGUCCAAAUGCAGGCAGAACUGGUACUGGCUUGACCACGUCCCGCUCCGUCUUUGGUGUCGACCCUAUAUGGGAGCGAGAGUUGGAGAAGCUCAAGGUCAUUGAAGCUCAGGAAAAGGCAGAAGCCGAAGAGCAACAAAGGCUCGAAGACGAAAAAGCUGCCAAAAAGGCCGCCAAACGAUCGAGAGGAAAGAACAAGUCGAUCGACAACUUUGGCGCAUUUGUUCAUUCCGGUGACCAUGCCGCUGGACACGAUCCUGAAGGUUCACCUAUACCAAGAGCAUCUGCAGAGCCACCCCUUCUCCCUGCGGUCGAUCCAUUCCCCAUGCCACCACCCGCCCAACCCGAAUCGGACUCGGACUCUGACAACGAAAGAGAGGUGGAAAGACGGAGAGCCGCUAGCCGCAUGCGGACUGCGGGCCCAAAUGACGAAUGGCUUUCUGACGAUGAGAGAGAGGCCCUUGCUCGUCGCAUUCCUCCGCGAGUGCAGCCGCCUGCCACCGCCAAGUAUGCUGCCGGACUUCGUGUCGGCGAUAGCGACAGUGACGAAGAUAUUCCGUUGACUAGCGCGCUAGUCAAAGCGCGACAACGUCAAGAAGCCGAAGAUUCAGAGGAGGACAAGCCUCUAGCAACAGUGCUCAAAAAGUCUAUCUCCACCUUUGACUUUGGCGGAACAGUACUUGCCGAAGUAGCCAAACCACCGCUGAAGAAGCAAGCAGCCGAUUCGGAUUCGGACGACGACAAACCGUUGGGAUUACGUCCUGUCCCAUCUCAGAGCAGGUUUUUAUCUGUGAAUAAUCCCGAUGACGAAGAUCAGCCCUUGGGAUUGCGAUAUUCUGUCGCCGGAUCUCAGAUGUUUGGCGGACCACAGCAGCAACAGCAGCAGCAAUUCAUGAUGCAGCAGAUGAUGCAACAGCAAAUGAUGGCGCAGAUGCAAGGUUCCAUGUUCAAUCCCAUGAUGAUGGGCGGCAGCAUGCCGACUAUGGGCAUGCCGAUGGGUUUCCCUCCAAUGGGUAUGAAUCCACCCAUGAUGCCCAUGGGCCCUGGUUCGUUUACAAACCCAGCACCUCCUGCUGACCAAGCUACGUAUGGCAGAGUGGACAGAUGGAGGCGCGACGUCGGGGCAUCAGCUGAUUGA
Serendipita indica DSM 11827 is the source of this 2868-nucleotide messenger RNA. Lineage: Eukaryota; Fungi; Basidiomycota; Agaricomycetes; Sebacinales; Serendipitaceae. The record is from the annotation of a GenBank genome assembly.